This is a messenger RNA of Exophiala viscosa, 2874 nucleotides long. Its product is annotated as fungal-specific transcription factor domain-containing protein. Lineage: Eukaryota; Fungi; Ascomycota; Eurotiomycetes; Chaetothyriales; Herpotrichiellaceae. The record is from RefSeq and is a predicted model, not a curated record. Gene Ontology annotation, biological process: DNA-templated transcription; regulation of DNA-templated transcription. Bases 358 to 2586 code for a protein of 742 amino acids. The transcript has 6 exons. Gene Ontology annotation, molecular function: DNA-binding transcription factor activity, RNA polymerase II-specific; zinc ion binding; DNA binding.
UGGAGAAAGACAAUAUAACUGUAGUGAAUCGGUGUGUUGAAGGACUCAGAGCCAGGACAGCAUUGGAGAACUGUCAUCCCUUGCCGAUCAGGAGAUGCAGCCUGAUGCUGAUGCUCGACUUAGGGGCUGUGGUAGGCUUAGUCAUCGCUAAUGUCGAUGGUGAUAGCAUUGAGUUUCGGCGUGGGAGGCUUGUACGGCCGAAAGCCUUCCUUCAAUCCCAUCACUGUACUCAAUCGGGACCAGGUCCUGUUGAUAAUAGCACUAUGUUCGACUCCGUCAUCUCCCAUUGUGCACCCUCAGACCCCUUCACUAAUGCGGUCGCUUCAACCUUAGGCGUUGGCAGGGGAUAGCUGAACGAUGACGAACCAAACCCGGCUCGACCCUGAUGUCUGGGCCCUACUAGCCGAAACCUCCCUGGCAGGCACACGCAAUCGUCGUCAAUUAUCCUGCACACCGUGCAGACAACGAAAGUUGAAAUGCAAUCGAGGCAAACCGUGUGAAAACUGUUCCAAGAGAAAAGCAGUCGAGUCUUGUGCGUAUCCUGAUGCCGCCAGCCGCGGUUCCAGAAAGCCUGUCAAGGUCCAAGAGCGCAUCAACCGCCUGGAGUCUUUGUUCUUGGAGCUCAGCUCCAAGAACAAUGUUUCAUUCGACGCUGAGGAUGGCGCAGGGGCCGAAGAACCGUCCAUGAUUGACUGUCUGGACCCUGGACACCAAGUCCUACUGAACGACUCACGUAUGCUCAGAGACGGACAUACCAAUGGGACACCAACAAACUGGCAGACAACACUUGAAGACAUCACUGAGAUACGAGAGUACUUUGAAGACCACGACCAGGUCCUCAAACACGAUUUUGAAAAGCUUCGGGAAUCCAGAGCCCAGCCGAAAGUGUGGGACUUGAUCUAUGGCAUAAGUCGAGAUCAGGACUUGUCUGCCUUGAUCACCUGCCUUCCCGAACGUUCGCAAGUGGACAGGCUAGUUGCCAACUACUUUGAGAUGGCAUCCUUCUUUAGACCUGUUGUCCAUCCGAAGCAGUUCCAACGCGAGUACUACAAAUUCUGGCAAGCACCAUACUCCGUCUCCAAAGCAUGGCUAGGACUGCUGUUUGCAGUCCUUCGACUCUCAGCACAGACUACCCAGCAGCUGCCAAACACCGCUUCCUCAUCUCCACUUGACGUUGACGAAACCAUUUCAACAUUCCGACUUUGUGCGCUUCGCUGUCUCACAUUGGAUGAUUACGCCAGAGCGAAUAUCCAUCUUCUGCAAGGCCUUCUCACGCAUCUGGAGGCCGAAUAUUUCCAGUCGUUAGAUCCGCAAGCCAACUUCUACAUUUUGACCGGUACGACAGUCCGAGUGUCUCUCAUGAUCGGACUGAACCGAGAUGCAGCCCACGACAGUAAGUUUACCACUUUCGAGUGCGAAAUGCGGCGCCGUCUCUGGUUGUGCAUUGUCCAUGGGGACAUACUGCUCUCCUUCCAGAUGGGCCUACCGUCGAUGAUACCAUACGCACAAUCAGACACUACCCGCCCGAGAAAUCUGGCGGAAGACGACUUUGACGAAGACACGGAAGAGCUUCCUGCGAGCAGGCCAGUCGACGGCACCACAACAAUGGGCUUCUACCUGGCGAAGGCGCCCGUGAUCGAAGUAUUCGGCAAGAUUGCGGCGCACGUACAAUCUGUCAUCUCCUCCGAGGAGGACUCCGUAAUGAAGCUCGAUACAGAGCUGAGAGCCGCACAUGACAGCGUGCCAGCAUACUAUCGCGUACGGCCCAUCGAAGAGUCGUUGAUCGAUCCCGCACAUAUCAUCAUGCGACGCUUCGCCAUCGACCAGAUCUAUUUGACCGGAUUGUGUAUUCUCCAUCGAAAGGGCCUAGUCGUCUCUAGGACAGAUGAACGAUUUUCCUCCACACGGAAGUCGUGCGUCGAAGCGGCAAUGACACUGCUUGACUAUCAGGCUGUCCGGAACCGAGAAACCAAAACCGGUGGACGCCUUGCCGGUCUAGGAGGCACAAUGUUGUCAAUCACCAAGAACGACUGGCUGCUUGCAGCGAUGCUGAUCUGCUUGGAUCUCCACCUGUCGAUGACCAAGCCUUCGACCUUGUCAAGCGACAUGGCCAUAUGGGGCCGAGACCGCCACGAAGAAAUGUCGAGAGCACUGGAGACGUCUUACUACAUCUGGAAGGAAUCAAGUGAAGAAUCUGUCGAAGCGCUCAAAGCCACGGAGGCACUGGCCGCCAUGCUCGCCAGACUUAGGCCCGACCUUGGUAUCAUGACGAAGUACGGCCCUUCCCAGUCUUUACCUUCUUCAAUGGGUGGCCUUAGCUUCGAAUCCGGACCUGGACCCAGCUCCGUGGUACUUACGUCCAAUACGGAGGCAACGACGUCGACCAUACCUAACGGUACCUCGGAAGGCUCUUCGAACUCGGCUACAGACGUAACGUUACCAGUCACGCAGGUUUUCAUGGAUCCAAAUGACAUCAACUGGGAUGAGCUGGAUCGGUACUUUAUUAGCAGUAUGCCCUCGGCGACUGAUGUCCCUAUGGACCUGUCAGAAGUAUGGCUAAACGACAACCUGUGGCCGACGACAUAGUAUGGCACUAAGCCUUGAUUCUCGAGUCCCAGCCCACCACACAAGGCUCGCGACCUUUUGGGUCAAUCACAGGCCAAGUGCGUAAGCAUCCCUGAGCGGAAACGUGCCAUUACCCUCUGGACGUCCAAACGGUAAACAUAAUAAUAUUCUCAACGUCAGGCCGCACAUCCUUCAGGCCUUUCAACUCCGUCAACUUGUCGGGCUGGAUGUGUGCGGUAUGUUUCGAGCCGAUAUCGGAUUCGUGCUCUAUCAGCGCCGCAUCGGCAACGCAUCGGCAACGCGGAAGGG